Molecule: messenger RNA, 2771 nt
Organism: Thunnus maccoyii (southern bluefin tuna)
Lineage: Eukaryota; Metazoa; Chordata; Actinopteri; Scombriformes; Scombridae
Product: NACHT, LRR and PYD domains-containing protein 1 homolog
Exons: 13
Coding region: 42-1523 (493 amino acids)
Biological process (GO): regulation of apoptotic process
Molecular function (GO): protein binding
Source: RefSeq, a predicted model, not a curated record
CCUGCUUCCUCUGUAGAGUUUCCAAUACUACGGUAGCAACAAUGGCAGCUGUUAAAGAGAUGCUUUUGGAAACCCUGAAUGAUUUGAGUUAUCAGCAGUUAAAGAAAUUCAAGGACGUCCUGCAGUUGACCGUCUCCCAGAAGGACCUCCAAGACAUCUCACUGAAAUUGACUGACACAGAAAACAGUGCAGACAUAUUGAAUCUGAUGUUGCAGAACUAUGGCCAACAGUCUGUGGAUCUGACUGUGAGGAUUUUCAAGAAAAUGAACAGAUCAGAUUUGGUUCAGAGGUUAUCAAACACCAGCUCUUAUAAAGAGAUGCAGAGGUCUUCACUGCUCCAGAAAGACGUUACAAUGACACCAGCAAAGGAGAAGCUUUUGGAAACACUGGAAGAAUUAAGUCUCACUGAGAAAUUCAAGGGGCUCCUGCAGGACCCUCCACUGAGAGGCUCCCAAAGACUCGGAAAAAGUAGAAAGACGGAUCUGGUGCAGAGUUUGUCAGACACCAGCUCACGAUCCAAAGGGCCUUCAGGAAGCUCGGAGUUUGAGGCUCGUGGAAACAUUACGGACUCCAGUGACUGGACUACAGUUGAACCUGAAGUGAUCAGAACAGAUGCAGAUGAGGCUCCAACUUACAGCCUACAGUCUGAAGCAGGAAAGUUUGAAUGCAGUGUGUCAGACCUGCGAUGGGUCUGUGAAGAAAAGGUCAGCUUUAAGUACCAGUUCUGCUCUUGGGAAGAACACGUGGAGAGAAUGAAAAGCUUACAAUACAUGCCUGCAGGUCCCCUACUGAACAUCAAAGUCACUGCUGGGAAGUUAAAUGAAGUGCACCUGCCACACUGGAUCUGCACAGAUGACUCCACAAUAUUAGACAAGUUUGCUGUCCUACACAUAGAUGGCUGUGGAGAUGUUGUUGAAGACGUGUCUGAGGUCACAUCAUCCCAUGUCAAGUUAUCUGAACCAAGUUUCUCUCUCAGAGGGGUUCUGAUGUAUCUUGGCUUUGCAGUGAAAAUGAAGUGCAACGUGUUAAUAUACUAUAACCCUAACACACCACCCCUCAAUCUACAUGUGUAUCUGAUCCCACAUGCUCGUACGCUAAAAAAGAUGGUGCACAAGAAGGAAUUCUUAAACGGAUACGAAGUGAUCGAUAAGCCACGUCCAAACAAAUACCUGAAAAUGCGCCAUGACUUCACCCUCGAAGCAGACUUCACAGCAGACACAAGUCAAUCGGACUUCAUAGCAGACAUCACAGCAAAAAUUAUACCAGAGAAAUUAACCCUCAGAUAUGACAGCAAAGGCCCAAAUUUCUUUGAAGUGUUCAUUGAAAAUCCAGACAGAGACUUCGACCUUAAACUCUUCUACAGUUAUAAACAGGAGGGUAAACCAGUGUGGACCUGUAGAAUUCGAAAAGUUGACUUUCUAAAUUCUGGUCAUUCAGAAGAUGUGGGAUCCUCAAGUGGAGCAACUGGUGGAGCGGCCUCGGUUGAAGGCAGUUUCACAGUCAGCUACAAGCCCAAGAAGUAAAGAGACAAGACUUUAAGAAACCUCAUCCCACCAGGACUCCCAUGCAUCUAAUGGAACAAACUGGAGAACACAGACAUAUUAGAUGUGGUGGAUCUGAUGGAGCAGAUCUACAGCCAACAGGCUGUGGAGGUGACCAAGAUGCUUUUCAAAGAAAUAGACAGGAAUGAUCUGGUGAAGCUGUUGUGAGACACCAGCUCAAAAAAAGAAACUAAAACACAGAAGUGGCCUGUUCAGUGGCAAAAACAAUCCCAUUUUUGCUGCUAAUCCAAUUAAUUAUAUUAUUAAAGAACAUUUAGACCUGAUCAAACAAACAAUUUAAGGAGUCAUAUUUUACAAGUCUUCCAUAUUUUAUUGUAUUUCCCAGUGAUCCACUCAGAACAAUUUUUUUUACAAAAUCAUGCUAGCUUCUAGCAUCCUCGCCACUUUCACCAGAUUCAUGUUGGAGAAAUUCAGCCAAAAAAAUCAGUGUUUUUUUAGUUAUUUGGGGUCGACGUCUGUUCAUUUUUUAGGUGGAACACAUUAGUAAAAUACUCUUCUCGGCUUUUUACUCGCAAAGCUUUUAUUACACUUAUAGUAACAUAGCAAGUAUAGUUGUCGUCAACUCGAAACUUUUAAGCCGAAAAGUAGAAUUCAUGGCAGAGCUGUUGUAUUGGUUUGCAUUAGAUUGUACAGGUGUACCUAAUAAAGUGGCAGGUGAGUGUAUAAGCUUUUUAUGUACAUUUUUGCUCUAUUCUUUAGUAUAUUUUGUUCCUUUUGAUCUUAUUUUAUCUUAAUAUUUUUAAAUGUCUUUUUAUAAUGCUUUGUUGUUUUACUGGAUAUCUUGUCUUAAUACCUUUUUGUUGAAAGGUGCUAUAGAAAUAAAUAGCGUUGCCUAUGAAUGUACUGUAACCUUUGAAAUUACCAGGCGGCAACAAUGGAGCUGUUUACUACAUGAGGGUCAUUCAAUAUAUUUUCUAUUUUAAAAUCUAUAAUAAAUUCCCUCAUUGUUAUGUUUGGUUCUGAUUAUUUGAGAGAAUGAAGUUGCCUAAAAAUAUAUAUGGUGCAAGUUUAUUGAUGUGACAGAGAGUCACAUGUUUUUACCUCCAAGUUCUUCAAAAUGUGCACACUGAUCAUAACUUUCAUUUGUGUCUGUAAUUAUUCAAAGGGUUUCAAUUCCUCACUGAUAUGAUGAAAUUGAGGUGAAUAUUGCCAGUAAGAUAAUAUUCAUGUUUAAACUGAUGCAUUAAAGUGCUGUAAUGUCAUAAAGGA